CGUGCCCGCAUAUGAAACCGCGAGGUGUACAAAUAUGAAAAUUAAGCGCGUCUCCAAAAUUUUCAACUUUUACGUCAAUCACAAUCAUAACCACAACCUCAACAAUAUCACCAACCAGAUCAUUCAACUUUGAUUUUAUUCAUUCUUUUUGUUUAUUCCAACUUCAAACCAUCUGCAGAUCAAGAUGGGCUCUUUAGCAGAACAACUGGAAUCUCAAUUCACUUCAAUCGAAGAGAUUCACAAUAUUCAUCAAGAACUUCGUACUAAUCACUUGACACGGCUCACUCAUACGAUCGAAUGGAGACUUCAUCAAUUAAAACAACUAGCAUACCUUUUACAAGAAAACGAAACACUUUUAGAAGAAGCUUUAAACCAAGACUUAGGUAGAUCGAGAUCUGAAGCACAUAUAGCUGAAUUAGAUGGUACACGUCAAGAAGUUUCAUUUGCAAUCAAUAAUUUGAAAUCAUGGAUAAAGCCAAUCAACGCCAAGACUAGUUUGAUUUGGUUUCUAGCUUCUCCCAAGACGUAUCAUGAACCUAAAGGUUUAGUGAUGAUCAUUGGAGCUUGGAAUUAUCCGAUUUCUUUGUUACUUAAUCCGUUAGUAGGUGCUAUAUCAGGAGGAAACUCGAUUAUUUUCAAACCAUCAGAACAAGCACCAUCUGUGGCUUUUUUAUUAUCGAAAUUGAUACCUCAAUACAUGGAUUCCAAUCAUAUUCGAAUCAUCAAUGGAGCCAAAGAACAAUCUACUACUUUACUUCAUCUUAAAUUCGAUCAUAUCUUCUUUACUGGGUCUACUCAGAUUGGAAAGAUUGUGGCUAAAUGUGCUGCUGAGAAUUUAACACCUGUGACAUUAGAAUUAGGUGGAAAAUGUCCAGCUAUUGUUUUUGAUGAUACUGAUUUUGAUAUAACAGCUAAAAGAUUGAUUUGGGGAAAAGGAAUGAAUGCAGGUCAGACUUGUAUUGCACCUAAUCAUAUCUUAGUAUCUAAAAAGAAUGAGACCAAAUUAAUUGAAUCUUUGAAGAAAGCGGUUCAAGAAUUAUAUCCUAAAGAAUCAACCGAAAGUGAACUUCAAAGUAACGGAUUAGGAUUAAAAGAUCAAUUUUGUAAGAUUAUUAAUCUCAAUCAGUUUAAUAGAUUAAACGAUUUAUUAUCAAUUACUAAAGGAGAAAUCAUUGAGAUUGAAGAAAGUAUUCAAAUUAAAUCAAAGAAAUCGGAUCCUCAUGAAGAUCUAAGAAUCCCAUUAACAUUAAUUCGAGAUUUGAAAGAUGAUGAUGAAAUUUUAAAAGAUGAAAUCUUUGGACCUAUCUUACCUAUCCUUACUUAUGAAACCGAAGACGAAUUAAUUCAAGACGUUUUGCCAAAGAUAUCGGAUUCUGAACCAUUAGCGAUUUAUGUGUUUACUAAAUCUUCUCAAAACUUUGAACUUGUGAGAAAACAUUCUAAGUCAGGACAGAUUAUUGGUAAUGAUCUUUUAAUUCAAUUCACAAUUGGUGGUUUACCAUUUGGUGGAGUUGGUCAAUCAGGAACUGGAAGUUAUCAUGGAUAUCAUUCAUUUUUAACAUUUACAUAUGAAAGAUCUUGUGCAAAUCUAGCUAGUUGGACUGAUCAAGCUUUUGCUAUUAGGUAUCCUCCUUAUACUGAAUCUAAAUUUAAUUUGUAUUCUUGGAUCAUGGGUCCUUCUGAUCUUAAAGGUCAAUCUAAACCUGAUGAAGUACCUAAGCUUUAGAUUUUUUGGAUUAGAUCAUUGAUGUCUUACGUUUUUGUUUGACUUUUGCAUGGUUUGUCAUUUUUUUCUCUUGAGUGUUGGGGUAUACUUGGUGCAUUGCAUUCGAUUUGUUUGUUCAUCUUUGAUUUCUUAUCAAUCAUAAUGAUCGUUCUUUUAAUAAACUCAACUUACUAAAGGACUUGUGAAAGUUGUCUUUUUUCAUCUUUACAUAAUUCAUGUUGAUUCAAGUCAUGGAUAUCAUUUUGAGAUCUUGAUCUAAAGUGAUUUAGUUUCAUUUAUGCAUAGUGAUCAGAUUCUUAACC
Melampsora larici-populina 98AG31 is the source of this 2028-nucleotide messenger RNA. RefSeq lists its product as uncharacterized. Lineage: Eukaryota; Fungi; Basidiomycota; Pucciniomycetes; Pucciniales; Melampsoraceae. Gene Ontology annotation, molecular function: aldehyde dehydrogenase (NAD+) activity. Gene Ontology annotation, biological process: aldehyde metabolic process. The record is from RefSeq and is a predicted model, not a curated record. The transcript is spliced from 8 exons. Gene Ontology annotation, cellular component: cytoplasm. The coding region runs from base 185 to 1726 and encodes 513 amino acids.